AUGGCCGGUAUUAAAAAAUCUGCUUUAAUAACAUCCGAUUUCGAAGUAUUUGGUAAAGUUCAGGGAGUGUUUUUUCGCAAACAUACUCAAAAGAAAGCAUCUGACCUUGGCUUGAAAGGAUGGGUCAUGAACACUCCGUAUGGGACUGUCGUAGGCCAAGUUCAAGGUCCCCAAGCAACCGUUGACGACAUGAAGGUGUGGCUUCAAAAAAUAGGGAGCCCUAAAUCCAAAAUCGAUAAAGCCACCUUCAGAAACGAAGGUCCUAUCAACAACUACGCGUUUCGGACAUUUGAGAUACGUCGCUAA
Messenger RNA from Pieris macdunnoughi, 306 nucleotides. NCBI's taxonomy places the organism in Eukaryota, Metazoa, Arthropoda, Insecta, Lepidoptera, Pieridae. The record is from the annotation of a GenBank genome assembly.